Megalops cyprinoides (Indo-Pacific tarpon) is the source of this 12977-nucleotide messenger RNA. It is a transcript of the gene dmd, whose product is annotated as dystrophin. NCBI's taxonomy places the organism in Eukaryota, Metazoa, Chordata, Actinopteri, Elopiformes, Megalopidae. Gene Ontology annotation, biological process: synaptic signaling. The coding region runs from base 252 to 11312 and encodes 3686 amino acids. Gene Ontology annotation, cellular component: plasma membrane. The transcript is spliced from 79 exons. Gene Ontology annotation, molecular function: protein binding; zinc ion binding. The record is from RefSeq and is a predicted model, not a curated record.
UAGAGCUCUAUUUUGAGGCGAGUAUGGCUCGCCACCUGUUGCUACUCUUCUGGACGCUCUGACAGUGUAUUUCCCCGUCAGACCCCGGCCUCUGGCAGUCCUUUCUGGGCGCCUGUCACUCACGCAUUGAGCCGAGCUCAAGAGUCUUUCAAUCUACUAUCUCUGCACUUCUUUUCCCUGGUAACUGCCCGGAUAUUGUGACUUUUUCCCCCCUCUUAGGAUACGUUUUCCAUUAACUUAAGUGAGAAGUUAUGGCUGAGGCCGGACACACAGAAGAUCAGCGAGAUGAGGCUGUGGAGGACGAAUUUGGGGAAAUCAUCAAGACCCGAUCUGAUGAAAGAGAAGAUGUCCAAAAGAAAACAUUCUCUAAAUGGAUAAAUUGUCAGCUGGCGAAGGCUGGGAAGCCCCCGAUUGAGGACCUCUUCACUGACCUGUGUGAUGGGCGGCGUCUGCUGGAGUUGCUUGAGGGCUUGACAGGGCAAGAACUAGCAAAAGAAAAGGGCUUUACGCGCGUUCAUUCACUCAACAAUGUGAACAGAGCACUGCAGUUCCUUCAGAAAAGCAAUGUUGAACUGGUUAAUAUAGGUGGGCUCGACAUUGUUGAUGGAAAUCACAAGCUUAUCUUGGGCCUCAUCUGGAGCAUCAUCCUGCACUGGCAGGUGAAGGAUGUGAUGAAAGAUUUGAUGGAGGGGCUACAGCAGACCAGCAGCGAGAAGAUUCUGCUGAGCUGGGUGCGGCAGUCCACCCGAGAUUACAAGCAGGUCAAUGUGGUCAACUUCUCCAGCAGCUGGUCUGAUGGGCUAGCCUUCAACGCCCUCAUCCAUAGCCACAGCCCAGAGCUGUUCGAGUGGACAAUGGUGGAGCAGCAGACAGAUAUCGAGAGACUGGACCACGCCUUCAGCAUUGCCAAGCGGCACCUGGGGAUCGAAAGACUGCUGGACCCUGAGGAUGUGGCCACGGCACACCCCGAUAAGAAGUCCAUCAUCAUGUACGUCACCUCUUUGUUCCAAGUGCUGCCUCAAGGGGUCAGUAUAGAGGCCAUCAAGGAGGUGGAGACACUGCCUGUGACCAGUGCCACACAGGAGGUGGAGGCACUUCCGCUAACUGGAGUUACACGCGAGGAGCACUUCCAAAUACAGACCCAACAACGCUUCUCCCAGCAGAUCACAGUGAGCGUGGCUCAGGGGCGGGUGCGCAGCCCCUCCCCCUCUCUUAAACCCCGCUACAAAAGCUACACCUACACGCAAGCAGCUUACGUCAAGUCACCUGAGCAAAAGAGAAGGCGCUUCACUCAGUCCCCAGAUAACCAAGCAGAGGAGGAUUCUGCGGGUAGCCCACUCCCCCGAGGGGACCCCCAGCUGGAGGGCUACCAGAGUGCCCUGGAGGAGGUGCUGACCUGGUUGCUCUCUGCGGAGGAUGGCCUGCAGGCCCAGCCUCCAAUAUCCACCCAAGUCGACGAGGUCAAGGAGCAGUUCCACACCCACGAGGGCUACAUGGUGGAGUUGACGUCACAGCAGGGCAGUGUGGGAAAGGUCCUCCAGAUGGGGAGCACGUUGCUGGCGGAGGGGCGUCUGACGGAGGACGAGGAGAAUGAGGUUCGAGAGCAGAUGAACCUGCUCAACACCCGCUGGGAGCACUUGCGCGUGGCCAGCAUGGAGCGACAGAGCAGGUUACAUGAGGCUCUGAUGGACUUGCAACACCAGCAGCUAAAGCAGCUCACAGACUGGCUGGAGCUGACAGAAUCCAGAAUCAGGCGAAUGGAGGCAGAGCCUUUGGGUCCCGACCUGGAGGAUGUGAAGCACCAAGUCGAGGAGCACAAACUUCUCCAGGAAGAUCUGGAGACAGAGCAGGUGCGUGUGAACUCCCUCACCCACAUGGUGGUGGUGGUGGAUGAGAACAGUGGAGACAGCGCCACCGCAGCCUUGGAGGAGAAACUGCAGCACCUGGGGGACAGGUGGGCAGCAAUAUGCAAAUGGACAGAAGAGCGCUGGGUCCUGCUGCAGGAGAUUCUACUCAAGUGGCAGCAUUUCACUGAGGAGCAGUUUCUGUUUGAUUCCUGGUUGGUUGAGAAGGAGGAGCUUGUCAACACAAUCCAGAGCAGUGGCUUCAAGGAGCACAGUGAGAUGGUUGCCAGCCUGAAGAAGCUUGCUGCUGUGAAGGCGGAUCUAGAGAUGAAGAGGGAGACGAUGGACAAGCUGUGCUCCCUCAGCCAGGACCUGCUUUCCAGCGUCAGGAACAAGGAGGUGGCCCACAAACUAGAGGCGCGGCUUGAGAACCUGGCCCAACGCUGGGACAAACUGGUGCACACACUGGAGAAGAACAGCUCCCAGAUUUCGCUAGCUGUCACCACGGCGCAGACCGAAUUGACACAGACCUCCGUCAUGACGACUGUAACCAAGGUGACUAGGCGGGAGCAGGUUGCAGUGAAGCAUACGAAGGGGGAGAUGCCUCCUCCCCCCCAGAAGAAGAGACAAAUUGUAGUGGACUCUGAGCUUCGGAAAAGGUUUGACGCGGACUUCACUGAGCUGCACAGUUUCAUGACCCGGUCUGAGGCCACCUUGCAGAGCCCCGAGUUCUCCGGCGCUGGCAAAGAGGGCAGUGUGGCAGAUCUGCACGAGAGAGUGCUGGCGAUAGACAGGGAGAAGCCAGAGAAGUUGAGGAAACUGCAAGAGGCCACUCGCUCUGCGCAGGCUCUGGUGGAUCAGCUGGCCAGUGAGGGCCUGGGUGCCGAUGAUAUAGAGCAGGCUGCGAAGCAGUUGAACAGCCGCUGGGUAGAGUUCUGUGCUCUGCUGGAGGAGAGACUGUCGUGGCUGGCCUACCAGACAAAGGUGCUGGCAUUUUACAACCAGUUCCAGCAGCUAGAGCAGGCUGUGGUGACUGCUGAGAACUGGCUGAAGGUCCAGCAGCCACCUGCGUCCGACCCAGCGCUACUGAGGGUCCAGCUGGAGCGCUGCAGGGAUGAGCUGGCACGUCUCUCCUCCCUGCAGCCACAGGUGGACCAGCUGAAGGACCAGGUGAAGGAGCUCCGGGAGAAGGGAGAAGCACACGUCCUGUUCGAUGCCGACAUCGUGUCUUUCACAGAACACUACAGGCAGGUUCUGUCAGACCUGCAGGCCCGGGAGAAGCAGCUGAUGCUGGUCCAGGAAAGCCUGCCACCCCCGCGAUAUAAGGAGACCAUCACCUCGUUGCUGGCCUGGCUCCAGCAGUGUGAGACCCAGCUGUCUGUCCCAUCCUCAGCUGUCACCCACUACCCCGUCAUGGAGCAAAGACUGAAGGACAUCCAGGCUCUCCAGGGGACGCUGCAGGAGCGCCAGAGCGAUCUGGACUAUCUGACGGCCACCAUGGAGCAGGUGUGCCAGAAAGCCCCGCCCGAGGUCGGCCACAGGUACCGCGUGGAGCUGGAGCCCAUCGCUCUGCGCUGGCGGAAGCUGUCCGAGCUGCUGUCGGAGCGGGCGCAGACGCUGCAGAACCUGAUGGAGAAACUGCAGCAGUUCCAGAAUGACACAAAGACCCUGAAGAAGUGGAUGGCGGAAGUGGAUGUGUUCUUGAAUGAAGAAUGGCCAGCGCUCGGCGACUCAGAGGCUCUGGAGAAACAGCUGGAGCAGUGCACGGCUCUUGUAAAUGACAUCAACACCAUCCAGCCCAGCCUGAAUGGCAUCAAUGAGGUGGGCCACGCCCUAAAGAGGGAGGCAGAGCCAGCCUUCGCCAGCAAGCUGCAGAAAGAGAUCGCAGAGCUCAAUGCCCAGUGGGAGAACAUCUGUAAACAGGCUUAUGCAAAGAAGUCAGCUCUGAAAGGCGGCUUGGACCGCACCGUGAGCCUUCGGAAAGACCUCUCAGAGAUGCAGGAGUGGAUCAACCAGGCAGAGGAGGAGUUCCUGGAGCGGGACUUCCAGUACAAAACCCCGGAGGAGCUGCGCAAGGGCGUGGAGGAACUGAAGAGGGCUCAGGAGGAGGUGGCUCAGAAGGAGGUGAAGGUGAACCUGCUGACAGAGUCAGUGAACAGCUUCCUCUCCAAGGCCCCACCGGCUGCUCAUGAAGCCCUCACCGCCGAACUGCAAGUCCUGACCAACAACUACCAGCGCCUCUGCAGCCGUCUCAACGGGAAGGUCAAGACCCUGGAGGAAGUUUGGGCUUGCUGGGGGGAACUGCUUUCCUAUCUGGAGCAGGAGAACAACUGGCUGGAUGAGCUAGAGAAGAAGCUGCAAGAGACAGAGAACAUCCAAGGAGGAGCGGAAGAGAUCUCUGAAGCUCUGGAUGCUUUGGAGACCUUGCUUCGUCACCCAGAGGACAAUCGGACCCAGAUCGGAGAGCUGGCCCAGACGUUGAUGGACGGUGGGGUCCUGGAUGAGAUCAUUAAACAGAAGCUGGAUGCAUUUAACACACGCUGGGAGGAGCUCAUGAGGCUGGCAGUACAGCGGCAGCAGCAGCUGGAGAGGAGCAUCCAGUGGGCCCAGGAGAACGACAAGGCUCUGCGUCUCAUCCAGGAGUCCCUGCUGGCCACCGACCGGCACCUCUCCGCCUACAUUGCUGACCACAUCGAUGCCAGCCAGAUACCACAAGAGGCUCAGAAAAUCCAGGCAGAGCUGACCAGCCAUGAGCAGAGUCUGGAGGAGAUGAAGAAGAAGAACGAGGCAAGGGAUCCAUCGGAGAGGAUUCGCUCCCAGAUUGACAUGACACAGAAAAAGCUCCAGGAGGUGUCCACCAAGUUCCGGAUCUUCCAGAAACCGGCGAACUUCGAGAAGCGUCUGCAGGAUUGCCAGCGGGUCCUGGACGAGGUGAAGGCACAGCUCAGCGUGCUGGGGAUCCGCAGCGUGGAGCAGGACGUGGUGCAGUCCCAGCUGGACCAGUGCAUGAAGUUUUACAAGAGUCUGAGUGAAGUGAAGGCGGAGGUGGAGACGGUGAUAAAGACGGGGCGCCAGAUCGUGCAGAGGCAGCAGACGGAGAACCCCAAAGAGCUGGACGACCGUCUGACCGCUCUCAAGCUGCUGUACAACGAGCUGGGAGCCCAGGUGACGGAGGGGAAGCAGGAGCUGGAGAAGAUUCUCAAGUUGUCGCGGAAACUGCGGAAGGAGGUGAACAGUCUGACGGAAUGGCUGGCUGCGACGGAUGCGGAGCUGACCCGGAGGUCAGCGGUUGAGGGCAUGCCCAGUGACUUGGAUGCUGAGGUGGCCUGGGCUAAGGCCACACAGAAAGAGACGGAGCGGCACCAGCCCCAGCUGCAGGGCGUGACCGAGCUGGCCAACGCCCUGAAGGCCAUGCUCCAGGGGCAGGAGAGUCUGGUGGACGACAAGGUCAGUCUGCUCAACUGCAACUGGAUCGCGGUGACGUCCCGCAGUGAGGAGUGGCUCAACCUGCUGCUAGACUACCAGCGUCAGAUGGAAUCACUGGAUCAGAACAUUGCCCAGAUCACCGCCUGGAUGUACCGAGCCGAGAUCCUGCUGGAUGAGGCCGACACCCAGGCCGCCACUGACCAGGUGCUAAAGGGUUUGCGGGCGGAGCUGGAGGACAUGCGUGUGAAGGUGGAGGGGGUUCAGGCGCAGGCUGCGGACCUGGUAAAGAACAGAGGGGAGCAUUGUCGGGCCCUGGUCGAGCCCAAAGUGGAGCAGCUCAGCCAGCGCUUUGAGGAGGUCUCCCGGAGGAUCAAAACAGGACAGACUGCGGCCUCAGCCAAGGAGGUGGAGCAGUACCACAGUGAGGCUCGAAUCUGGCUAGACCUGCUGGAGGAGGAGGUGCAGCAGGGGGAGAACUUGAAGGAGGAGGAUUUCCAGCAAGAUGGAGACUGUGAAGAAGGAGCAGUGAAGGAACUUCUGGAGAAGGGAGAGAACCUGCAGAAGAGAGUCCCUGACGGGGAGAAGAGAGAGGAGAUCCGCAUCAAACACCACCAGCUGCACAGCAAGUACAACACUGUGAAGGACCUGAGGGCGUUGCGGAAGAGGAAGGCUCUCGCGAUCGCCCCUCAGUGGUACCAGUACCGCAGGAAGUCAGACGACCUGCUGCAGUGGCUGGAUGACAUCGAGCGGAGUGUAGCUGAGCUGCCUGACCCUCCACAGGAGCAGAGGGUAAAGGAGAUUGGCUCGGAGCUGGAGCAGAAGAGUGUGGAGCUGAGCGAGUUGCGGGUGCAGGCCCAGGUGUUGACUGAUGGGGGCGCUGGAAAGCUCGUGGAGCCUCGCCUCACCCAGCUCAACAAACGCUGGGAGGAGGUUGAGGUCAAAUUCGCCCCUUUCCGGCGUUCCAUACAACGUGAGGCAUACUUGUCUGAACUGCGAGACCUGCUGCACUCCAUUGCUGAGACAGAGUUCCUGCUCAACUCCCCUGAGUACUGGGCGGCGGUGUACCAUGAUCUGCCCAAGCAGGAGCAGUGCCUUCAGGAAGUAAAGCAGAGACUGGAGAAGCUGAAGCCCCAGGUGGAGAGUGCCCAGGGCAGGAAGGAGGAGAUUCUCCGCUCUGCCUCUCCUCUAGAGACCCAGCACGUUCAGGAGACGCUGCAGCUGCUCGGCACCAACUGGGAGAAGGUUAACAAGCUGCACCGCGACCGCCUAGCACGCUUCGAGUCAUCCCAGGAGAAGUGGAACAGUUUCAGCACAGACAUGAAGGCCCUGAGUCAGUGGCUCACCGAUGCGGAGCAGACACUGGAGCAGGCGGAGCGUGACCCUGUCCACAGCAGAGAGCGUCUGAAGGAGCUGCAGAGCGCCGUGAUCACUCAGGAGGGCGUGGUGGCCCGUCUGAGGAGGGCAGGUGAGGAGAUCGUCCCGCAGAGCAGGCAGGAGGAUGGCGUCCUGCUCAGGGAGCGGCUCGGCGCGCUCUACACACGCUGGGAGGAGGUGUGUCGUCAGAUCGCCGAGAGGAAGAGGAGGUCGUCAGAGCUGCGUCACGCUGUGUCUGAGCUGCAGGAGGACCUGAGCGAGUUCCAGUCCUGGCUGGAGGAGGCAGAGAGCAUCAGCUCCAUCGUCCUGCAGCCAGGAGACCAGGACCAGCUGAAGGCAUCGCUGGAGAAAGUGCAGACACGGGUACAGGAACUGCCUCACAGGAAGGAGACGCUUAAGGAGCUCAAUGAGAGAAAGGUCUUCACAUCACUUCCUGCCCAGAAAGAGACACUAAAGACCGACCUGCAGCUCAUCAAUACACGCUGGACUAAGGUGUCCAGAGAGCUUCCAGCGAAAGAGCAGGAGAUCUUGAAUCUGCUGAAGGACAUUUCGCAGUUCCAGGAUCAGCUCUCGCAGCUUUCACUCUGGGCCUCCAGCACCAAAGAGCAGCUGCAGGUCUGCAGGCAAACAGGCGACACAAAGGAGGUCGAGGAUGCUGUCCAGGCCAAACAGCCAGAAGUGGAGGGAGUCUUGGCCAAGGCUCAGCUCCUGUACAAGGAGAGGCCCCCCACCCAGCCUGUGAAGGGGAAAUUUGAAGACCUCAGUGUGGAUUGGAGAGCCAUCUUAGAGCUACUGAAAGAAGUGAAAGAAAAACAAAGGGCUGCGGCUGCCACCCCUGAUACUGUUCGGGAGAGGGUGACAGAGACUCUGACUGGCAGUGCCACAAUGGCUGAAAUGUCAUCCUCUGUGCUCCUGGAGAUGCCUGCCCUGGCACACUUCAACAAAUCCUGGGUCGAGCUCACCGAUUGGCUGUCCCUGCUUGACCAGGCGGUCAAGACCCAGAGGGUCACAGUGGGAGACUUGGAAGAGAUCAAUGACAUGAUCGUGAAGCAGAGGGCUACACUGCAGGACCUGGAGCAGAAGCGCCCCCAGCUGGACAGUCAGAUCACUGCAGCUCAGAACCUGAAGAACAAAACCAGCAAUCAGGAGGCACGUGCCUUCAUCACCGACCGCAUUGAUAAAUUACAGACACAGUGGGAAGAGGUACAAGUCCGGCUGACAGACAGGUGCUCACAGCUCCAGCACAUGCUGAAGGAUUCAAAACAUUGGCUGGAUGCAAAGCAGGAGGUGGACCCUCUGCUGAAGAGAGCCAAUGACAAGCUGGAGUCCUGGAGGGAGAUCUCCUAUACAGUGGAUGCAUUGAAGAAGCAGAAUGCAGACCUAAAGCACUUUGUGAAAGAGCUGCAGCAGUGGCAAGUGUCUGUGGACGUGGCUAAUGACCUGGCGCGCGAGCUUCUGAAACGUUACGCCUCUGACGACACCAGCAAGGUCAACAUGCUGACGGACAACAUGAACGUCACCUGGGCCAACAUCAACAAGAGGGUGGGGGACAGAGAGGCGGCACUGGAAGCCGCUCUCCGCCUCCUGCAGCAGUUCUAUCUGGAUCUGGAGAAGUUCCUGAACUGGCUGACAGAGGCGGAGACCACGGCCAACGUGCUGCAGGACGCCACCCACAAGGAGGGGCUGCUGGACGACCCGGCCAUCGGACACCAGCUGCUGGCGCAGUGGCAGGAGCUCCAGACAGAGAUCCAGGCUCACACCGAGGCCUUCCACACCCUGGACGAAAACGGCAAGCGCAUCCUGACCUCACUGGAGGGGUCAGAGGACGCGACGCUGCUGCAGAGACGGCUGGACAACAUGGGCCAGCGCUGGAACGAGCUGCGCAGCAAGUCCCUGAGCAUCAGGUCUCAUCUGGAUGCCAGCACACAGCAGUGGAAGCGUGUGCACCUGUCUCUGCAAGAGCUGAUCACCUGGCUGCACCUGAAGAGUGAGGAGCUGGAGCAGCAGGCACCUGUAGGGGGCGAUGUCCCUACUGUGCAGCGGCAACUCGACACACAUAGGGCCUUUAGGAGGGACGUUAGGGCCAAAGAGCCAGCAGUGACCAGUGCGCUGGAUGCUGUGAGGGUCUUUCUGUCCGAGCAGCCCGCUGAGGUAGCAGGGAGAUCACCGACAGACCAAGGAGAGGUCAGCCCGGAGGAGCGUGCUCAGAAUAUGGGGCGUGUCCUGCGGAAGGAGGCGGAGGACGUGCGCACAGGCUGGGAUGGGCUUCGGGAGCGAACGGCGGACUGGCAGCAGCGGCUGGACCAGGCGCUGGAGAGGCUGCUGGAGCUGCAGGAGGCUGAGGACCAGCUGGAGCUGAAGCUGCAGCAGGCUGAGAUGGUCAAAGAGUCCUGGGAGCCAGUAGGGGAUCUGCUCAUCGACUCCCUACAGGAUCACAUUGAUAGGAUAAAAGCUUUUCGAGUAGAGAUAGCCCCCAUUAAGGAGAACGUAACUCAGGUGAAUGAUCUUGCCUCCACCUUUGGCCCCAUGGGAAUCCAGCUCUCACAGUACAACAUCAACAGGCUGGAUGACCUCAAUACACGAUGGAAGCUUCUACAGGUUUCCAUUGAAGAACAUUUCAGACAGCUGAAUGAAGCCCACAGGGACUUUGGCCCCCAAUCCCAGCACUUCCUGCACCCUUCCGUGCAGCCUCCAUUUGAACGCUCGGUCUCACCCAACAAUGUGCCCUACUACAUUAAAAAAGAGAUCACAGGACCUGAGGAGAUGACCCGGAUCCAGACAGACCACCAGACACAGACCACCUGCUGGGACCAUCCCAAGAUGGCGGAGCUGUACCAGUCUCUGGCUGACCUGAACAACGUGCGGUUUUCCGCCUACAGGACAGCCAUGAAGCUCCGCAGGCUGCAGAAAGCCCUGUGCUUGGACCUCCUGGGUAUGUCGGCUGCCCACGAAGCUUUCGACCAGCACAACCUGAAGCAGAACGAGCAGGUGAUGGACAUCAUGCAGGUCAUUAACUGCCUGACCAGCAUGUAUGAUCGCCUGGAACAGCAGCACAGCAGCCUGGUCAACGUGCCCCUGUGUGUGGACAUGUGUCUCAACUGGCUGCUCAACGUCUACGACACAGGCCGGACAGGAAAGAUCCGCACCCUGUCCUUCAAAACUGGUAUUAUUUCACUCUGUAAAGCACAUCUGGAGGACAAAUAUAGAUUUCUGUUCAGGCAAGUGGCUGGCCCGACGGGUAUGUGUGACCAGCGUCGACUGGGCCUUCUGCUGCACGAGUCUAUUCAGAUCCCCCGCCAGCUGGGCGAGGUGGCGUCCUUCGGAGGGAGCAAUAUCGAGCCCAGUGUGCGCAGCUGCUUCCAGUUCGCCAAUAACAAGCCAGAGCUGGAGGCUUCCGUGUUCCUGGACUGGAUGCGCCUGGAGCCCCAGUCCAUGGUGUGGCUCCCGGUGCUGCACCGCGUGGCGGCUGCUGAGACUGCCAAACACCAGGCCAAGUGCAACAUCUGCAAGGAGUGCCCCAUCAUUGGCUUCAGAUACAGAAGCUUAAAGCACUUUAACUAUGACAUCUGCCAAAGCUGUUUCUUCUCUGGACGCGUUGCCAAGGGACACAAAAUGCAGUACCCGAUGGUGGAGUACUGCACUCCGACGACUUCAGGGGAGGACGUGCGGGACUUUGCCAAGGUGCUGAAAAACAAAUUCAGGACAAAGCGCUACUUUGCCAAGCACCCGCGGAUGGGCUACCUCCCUGUGCAAAGCGUCCUGGAGGGAGACAACAUGGAGACUCCUGUUACACUGAUCAACUUCUGGCCUGUAGAUUAUGCGCCCGCUUCCUCACCCCAGCUGUCCCAUGAUGACACUCACUCCCGAAUCGAGCAUUACGCCAGCAGACUAGCUGAAAUGGAGAACCGGAACGGGUCGUAUCUGAACGACAGCAUCUCGCCAAACGAGAGCAUCGAUGAUGAACACCUGCUGAUCCAACAUUACUGCCAGAGUCUGAACCAGGAGUCUCCCCUUAGCCAGCCCCGCAGCCCUGCCCAGAUCCUCAUCUCCUUGGAGACCGAGGAAAGAGGAGAGCUAGAAAGGGUCCUGAACGAUCUGGAAGAGGAGAAUAGGAAUUUGCAGGCAGAGUAUGACCGUCUGAAGCAGGCUCACGACCGCAAGGGCCUGUCCCCCCUGCCGUCGCCCCCGGAGAUGCUGCCCGUGUCGCCCCAGAGCCCCCGGGACGCCGAGCUGAUCGCGGAGGCCAAGCUGCUGCGCCAGCACAAGGGCCGGCUGGAGGCGCGCAUGCAGAUCCUGGAGGACCACAACAAGCAGCUGGAGUCACAGCUGCACCGCCUCAGACAGCUCCUGGAACAGCCGCAGACAGACCCCAAGUUGAAUGGCACAGCUCUGUCGUCCCCCUCUACCUCCUCCCAGCGCUCCGACACCAGCCUCCCCCUCCUGCGCGUAGCAGCCAGCCAGACCACUGAGACCAUGGGUGAGGAUGAGCUGGCCAGCCCAGCCCAGGACUCGAGCACCGGUCUGGAGGAGGUUAUGGAGCAGCUGAACAACUCCUUCCCCCACAGCCAGGGCCUCUGUGUGGGAAGCCUCUUCCACAUGGCGGACGACCUGGGCCGGGCCGUGGAGUCUCUGGUCAGUGUGAUGACGGACGAGCACGGGCCAGAGUGACGGGGCUCCCCCUGCUCCCACAGCAUGCUUUUAUAGUGAGAACAACUGGAAUGGACACCUUUACAAAGAGAAAAAAAAAUACAUCUAUUUUUGUCAAAGAUCAUGGUUACAAACUUGUAGAAUUCAGUAGUUUCUUAAGUCUAAAAAAAAUGUUUUAUUAACAAAGGCAGGUUUUUACACUUCUAUGCAAUUGUACAAAAACACUUCGGAACUAUGUGUGAAAUGAUUUGCCGUUUCUUUGUAUGGAGCGCAUUUCGGAUCGUUCAAAAAAAAAAGUUUGUAACAAUUAAAAAAAGAUUGUAAACUAAAGGAUGCUUUAUAUGACAUACAUUUAUUUAUGGAAAAACACAAAAAAAACUUUUAAAGGCAAUGCAUUUGUUGUGCAACUUUAUAGCUCUGUGUGUAUGUGUGUGUGUGUGAGAAAUGUUCACCUUAACAGUGUUGAUGUUCUUGCAUUAGAAGAAAAACACAAGUAUCGUUACCAAAUUACCCACCCAAGUCAUUGAUUUUUCUUUAGUUUCAUCAUGUCUCCCGAUUUCCUAGCAUAAGUUCCUCCUCUUUGGUCAGCAGUAUUGUCACUGACCAUGACUCAGAUCCUACUGUUUUCACGUAAAUGAUCAGGUAGGCUGAUCUUGGGUCAGUAAGGGGCAGGAUGUACCCAGAGCAUUUUUUUUCCAUUGAGUUUAGUUGACCAGAUUAUUUUCCCUGUUGCGUUUUGAUACUUUACAAAGUAGCGUCUUCGGAAAACGUUUUGGAAGAGUUUUAUAAUGAAGCAAUGAUCGUGUAUUGUAAUGUUUUUACAGGAUGAGAAAGGGAGACUUGUUUCUAAUGUGUAUGAAAUCUGCUGAAAGUGAGAUUGAAGGUAAUAACUUGUAAUGAAUAACGUGCUUGAAAGCAGUGGUUUUUUCCAGUCACAGAGGAGAUUAUAUUAAUGGAAACGAGUCUUUUCCAAGCACACUGAGUGAUGGAUGUGUGGAAGAGGAGUGUGUUCCUGUACACGGAUCCCCGGCCAUUCUUCCAAUCAUGCAAGUUCUACCUCAGUUAUUUUUUUCGGUACACUGUCCAACGGCGUUCUCCAUUUUACCUGAGCGAGAUUGCGGUGAAAUUUCCAACUAUAGCAUCUCUGCGGUAUUUUGAGUAGUGAAUGUCUAGAGUCAAACUUACUGUAUCACCCCAUAUAUUUGUGUUUUAAUUCAAACAUUGUACUCCUAAUUGCAUUUUUAUUUAAUCACGUUUGUUUUCACAGAUAAGGGAUUUGGAGUUCACCCACUGCUCUCUUUAAUACACUACAUUUUUUUCUUUGAAAUGCAUUUGUUCUUUUGAAGUUAAUGCUUUGUUGAUGCUUCAAAUGGGGGAAAAUGUAUUUAACCACAAAGUACUAAAUGUAACCCUUAAUUUUACCGUAUACUCAGAAGAAAAUAUUAAGAAUAAAUCAAACUGACACCUCUCACAGUGACAGCAUGUUCCAGGACAUUAAAUUCACCAUCUCAUGUAUUCAUUUCUAACUCCAAUGUUAUCACUGUCAUUUGUCUUCAUUCUUUUAAACGCUCAUGUCACGUUACAUAUUUUCCUUCAAAACAUAUCAAAUGCCACCAAAUAUAUGCCUUACUACUGUAUUAUAAAUAGCUUUACUGUGUAUAUCAAUAAAGCACGCAGUUAUGUUAA